AUGGCGACGGUGCGGGCGUAUGAGGACAUCGAGGCGCGUCGCGGCCGGGAUGGUGGCGAUGUCCGGGACGUGCGCUGCUGCCGGGACGUGCGCUCCUGGGCGGAAGUCUGCGCGGCGCGGCUCGCGAGAGGGAGUUCAAGAUAUUGGCUCGCGAUUCGGCUGCGCUGGCACAACGGACAGGGUCACUCCUUUUUUCGACUCUCUCCGCCCCGCUUGCAACGCGACAACGGCUUCAUCAUCUUCAUCAUCCUCGACAUCCAUCGCCGGAAGCGGCUCAAGGAGAAGGCAAGGAAGGGGCGUCGCGCUGCAGAGGCGGCGGGCGAGCCGGAGGUGGCACCAUCGCCGGCGCCGCCGCCGGUGUUCAAGACGCUCAGGGAGAAGAAGUCGGCUCAGGCGUCGGCGGAGGGCUGGGCGGCGGAGGUGGCGAGGGCCGAGGAGCUCUACGAGGAGCUGCGCGAGCGCGCGCCCCAGCACUGCCGCCGUGGCGGCAAGUGGGCGCGCGAGAAGUUCGUGAUGGCGGUGCAGGGAGAGUUCCCGCGCGCGCGAGGGGCAGGCGUUCCCAAGGGGACGAUCCUGUGCCUCGGCAGGGUGCUCGACGCGCACGACGAGCAGGACGACGCGGAGGGUGGGCGCCGGGAUUGGGAGGAGGACCCGCUCGGGUUCGACACCAACCCGGGGCUGCUCCGCGCCAUGUGCAUGGCGUUCGAGUGA
Messenger RNA from Emiliania huxleyi CCMP1516, 711 nucleotides. RefSeq lists its product as hypothetical. The transcript is spliced from 3 exons. The record is from RefSeq and is a predicted model, not a curated record. NCBI's taxonomy places the organism in Eukaryota, Haptophyta, Isochrysidales, Noelaerhabdaceae. Bases 1 to 711 code for a protein of 236 amino acids.